Messenger RNA from Rotaria sp. Silwood2, 2013 nucleotides. The record is from the annotation of a GenBank genome assembly. NCBI's taxonomy places the organism in Eukaryota, Metazoa, Rotifera, Eurotatoria, Philodinida, Philodinidae.
AUGCCAUUAUCUGAAACUGAAUCUAAACAAUUCGAACCAUCGAAUAUAUCAAUUAUUGAAAUUCGACUUGAAAAUGAUGAAUUCAAUCAAGUUCAUGAAGAACUUCUUCAUUUUUUAUUACCAUAUCAUAAACUUCUAUGUCAAGAAAAUAUUUGGCCAAAAGAAAAUAGUUUUACAUCACCAAAUAUAUCACUUCAAUUAAUAAAAGAUAUUUGUGAAAAUGAAAAAUAUAUUACUAAAAAUACAAAUCGUAGUGAUAUACUUAAAUAUUUAAUGUUUAUUUAUACAAUAACAUCGUUUCUUUAUAUAUUUGCUUAUUGUUCAUUACAAACAGCAAUACGUCAUGUUGAAAAUAUAAUUGUACAAAAUAUGAAAAAUGUUUGCAUUGAUCAAGAAUGUGGUAAACCAUUAUUUGAUUUAUUAACAAAAACUCAUCAAAAAUUUGAAAAUAUUCUACAUCCGAAAAUUUUGCAUAUUAAACAAAUGUUCGUUGAUUUUUUUGAUAAAAGACGACGAUUAAUGGGUACUAUAAGACAAGUAUCGGAACCAAAAUUUCUUCUUCUUGUUCAAUAUGAAUCAAUUGAACUAUUACAUGAUAUUGAACGUGGUCUUUCAUCAAUUAUUGAACUUCGUUCUUAUGUUUAUGAUAAACAAGCUAAUAUUACACGAGAUGAAUUUAAUGAUUUAUUAAUGUAUAAUAAUAUGAUUAUUAUUCGUACACGUCAAAUAUCGUCAACAAUUAUAACUCGACCAAAACGAUUAACAUUAAUUAUUGAAUAUGAAUGUGGAGAACAAAUACCACAAUGGUAUCGAUUUUGUCAACAACAAUUUAUUUCUUAUCUUGCUUAUAAAACUAUUUUACCUUCAUUUAUACCUCCAAAUGAAGAAUUAAUUCAAAGUAUCGAGAAAAAAUCUUCUCCAAUACUGAAAGAUGAGCCAUCAAUUUUACCAACAAUUAUUUUAGCUCGACCAUUAGUUGAUAAUUUUAAAUUAUUACGAACACUUGAAUGUCGACAUGAUAUAUCGAUUAUUACACGAGAUUAUCAUUUACUCGGUAUUUCAAUUGAUAAACAACCAGAUAUUUUAAUUGAUUCAAUUACUUCGAUGUUAAUCUUCGAUUUGAAUACAAAACUUGAUAUUAAUUUAGUACAAAAUAAAAUUCAAUCAAUGACUCUUCAUUCAUGUCGUAUUCAUAUAGCUAUACUAACUAGUGGAUCAACACCUGACUUUAUUCUUUCAACAUAUAUUACACCAAUCACUCAAUUAGCUAAACAAAUUCAAGAACAUGAAACUAAUAUUGAAAUUCAAAUUAAAUCAUUUAGUAGUCUUGAUGAAUUUGCCAAUCAUGUAGCUCAACUAGUACAACAAUGUUCUUCAUUAAAAUAUGUUUUAACUCCAACACCAUCAUGGAAUGAAAAAAUGUUACUUCGUCGGUGUUCAUCACUUAAUAGUAUUAGUGCACAAUUAAUUUUACAACGCUUAAAAAAUGUCGAUCUAUCGACAGUAAAUCUUGAUGUAUUAGUUAGUCAAUGUCCAGAAAUACCUAUGAUCUAUUUAAAAAAAAAUAAAGGAAUCUUAUCUAAUCGUCAAAUGAAAGAAUUGCAUGACGCAUUUGAUCUAUUUGAUCGAGAUAGAAGUGGAACUAUAUCAUUAUCAGAAUUAAAACAAGUAUUAAUUGCUUUAAACUUUAACCCAACAGAUACUUUAGUUCGAAAAGUAAUGAAAGAAAUGGAUAUAGAUGGAAACGGUUCAGUUGAAUUUGAUGAAUUUGUUAAAAUUAUGAAAAAUGUUUAUGAACGAAAGUUCACUGAAGAUGAAAUGCGACGAGCAUUUAAAUGUUUUGAUAUAGAUAAUUCAGGUUAUAUUACUGCAGAUGAAUUACAUGAAGUUUUAAGACGAUUAAAUCGUGAUGUUAGUGAACGUCGGAUUAGUGAAGUUUUAAAGUCAGUUGAUAUGGAUCAUGAUGGUAAAAUAAGUUAUGAAGAAUUUGUACAUAUCGUACAAGACACAUAA